CCGGACAUCCUUCUCUACAACAGGCAUCUUCAAGAGCUCCUGCUACAUCGACGUGCGCUGGUUCCCGUUCGACGUGCAGCAGUGCAAACUCAAGUUUGGGUCCUGGUCCUACGGAGGGUGGUCCUUGGAUCUCCAGAUGCAGGAGGCGGACAUCAGCGGCUACAUCCCGAACGGAGAGUGGGACCUCAUAGGCAUCCCGGGCAAGCGCAGCGAGCGGUUCUACGAGUGCUGCAAGGAGCCCUACCCGGACGUCACCUUCACCGUGACCAUCCGCCGGCGGACCCUCUACUACGGCCUCAACCUGCUCAUCCCCUGCGUGCUCAUCUCCGCCCUGGCCCUGCUGGUCUUCCUGCUGCCCGCGGACUCCGGGGAGAAGAUCUCCCUGGGGAUCACGGUGCUGCUCUCUCUCACCGUCUUCAUGCUGCUGGUGGCCGAGAUCAUGCCGGCGACGUCCGACUCGGUGCCCCUGAUAGCCCAGUACUUCGCCAGCACCAUGAUCAUCGUGGGCCUCUCCGUGGUCGUCACGGUGAUCGUGCUGCAGUACCACCACCACGACCCCGACGGCGGCCAGAUGCCCAAGUGGACCAGGGUCAUCCUUCUGAACUGGUGCGCGUGGUUCCUGCGCAUGAAGCGGCCCGGGGAGGACAAGGUGCGCCCCGGCUGCCAGCACCGGCCGCGCCGCUGCAGCCUGGCCAGCGUGGAGCUGAGCGCCGUGCCCGCCGCCGCCACGGCCAACGGCGGCGGGAACCUGCUCUACAUCGGCUUCCGCGGCCUGGACGGCGGCGGCCUGCACUGCGCCCCGACGCCCGACUCCGGGGUGGUGUGCGGCCGCCUGGCCUGCUCCCCCGCGCACCUGCACGACGAGCACCUGCUGCACGGCGGGGGGCCGGCCCCCGAGGGGGACCCCGACCUCGCCAAGAUCCUGGAGGAGGUGCGCUACCUGGCCAACCGCUUCCGCGGCCAGGACGAGAGCGAGGCGGUGCGCAGCGAGUGGAAGUUCGCCGCCUGCGUGGUGGACCGCCUGUGCCUCAUGGCGUUCUGCGUCUUCACCAUCCUCUGCACCAUCGGCAUCCUCAUGUCCGCGCCCAACUUCGUGGAGGCCGUGUCCAAGGACUUCGCCUAA
Myotis lucifugus (little brown bat) is the source of this 1123-nucleotide messenger RNA. Its product is annotated as CHRNA7-FAM7A fusion protein. The transcript is spliced from 6 exons. Bases 137 to 1123 code for a protein of 328 amino acids. The record is from RefSeq and is a predicted model, not a curated record. Gene Ontology annotation, biological process: nervous system process; regulation of membrane potential; chemical synaptic transmission. Gene Ontology annotation, cellular component: synapse; neuron projection; membrane. Gene Ontology annotation, molecular function: extracellular ligand-gated monoatomic ion channel activity; transmembrane signaling receptor activity; neurotransmitter receptor activity. Lineage: Eukaryota; Metazoa; Chordata; Mammalia; Chiroptera; Vespertilionidae.